AAAGUGUGGGAUUCAGUAGGGCCUGCAGUGCCUUGAUAAAAUUAUUCUGUGGCGUGCAUUGGUCGCUUAGAGUGUCAAUCAAUUCCGAGGAAUAAGAAAAGACAACUUGAGUCAGUCGUGCAUUUCGAAAGGUAAAAUGCUGAGGCUCGCGUUGCUCGCUUGUCUACUGACGACGUUUGUCGUCGCGUACGAACCGUUCACAGUGAUCUUCCAAUGGAAGACCAUAAGUUACAACUGGCCGGCCGAAUACUCCGAGAAGGACGCUCGUUACCACUACGUACCGGAGAACAAUGCCAUCGCUGGUAUCAAGUUGUGGAAGGGUAACAUGUACCUGACGAUACCUCGGUGGAAGAGCGGGGUUCCAGUGACCCUUGCAAGGACACCGUCAACUCCGGUGCAAGACAAGAAAGGCUUGAGAAACACCAAACCGAAGCUGGACGCUUAUCCGAGCUGGGACAUGCAGUUGCCGGGCGAUUGUAACGCGUUCCAAUCGGUGCAGAGCAUGGAGAUCGACCCUCAAGGCAGGAUGUGGGUCCUGGACACGGGAAGAACCGAGACGAUGGGCGAACACCCGACCGUCAGGUGCCCGCCACGCCUGGUGAUAUUGGACCUGGAAAACGGAGGUGCGGUUUUGAAGAAGUUCGAGUUCCCCGACGACGUUGCUCGCCACAACUCUUCCUACUUGAACGACAUCGUCCUCGACCACGAGGACGGCGGCUACGCCUACGUAUCAGACAGCGGACUCGAACCCGCGAUCAUAGUUUACUCCCUGAAGGACGACAAGGCUCGGAAGGUCACCCACGAGACCAUGAAGGCCCAGGCCGACGCGGUGAGGUUCGUCGUCGCAGGGACAAGCGUCAUCCAGCACGUCAACGUCGACGGAAUCGCUCUUUCGCCCCCGGGACCGAACAGGACGCUUUACUACGCGCCGCUGUCUUCGCUCCGUCUCUACUCCGUUCCCGUCGAGGUCUUGCGAAACGACUCGAUAACCGACCUUCGAGAUUACGUCGUCGAUCUGGGCGACAAGACUUCGCAGAGCGACGGCAUGGUCAUGUCGAACGCCGGCGUUCUUUACUACGGCCUUUUGGCCGAUGACGCCAUCGCCAUGUGGAACACUUCGACGCGUCAGCCCUUCGCUACCGGACGGAGAACCAUCUCCAGGGACCACGAUCUCACCCAGUGGCCCGAUACUUUUGCUUUCGACGAAGUUGACUCGCUUUGGUGCGUCGUCAACAGUCUUCAGAACUUUUUGAACAACAAGGUGGACGUAACUCAGAACAACUACAGAAUCGUGUCCAGUAAAGUUAAGCAGAGGAGUUAUCAGUACUUACCCAACAACACGGCUCCGGAACUUCCGGUUAUCACUGCCGCUGCUGGUCAAAUUCGAAUCGCGAUGUCCACCGCAUUUGCCAUCCUCCUCGUCUUCCUAGUUUGCUAAUUUAUUCGCUUAAACGAUUCCGUGCGACGAAGAAACUCCGUGUACGUUAAUAUUCCUAUUCAACUUUAAUUUCGUAUUACAUAUAUGUAUGUAUAUAAUAUCGUCAGUAUAUAUUAUACAUACAUUGUACAUGCUAUACAGUAUACGUUGAAUUAUACCUAGUACACUAAAAAUAUAUGACACCGAUCAACCUGCGUCAGAAAAUUAUGCUUAUCAUGUGUUCGUACGUAAGUGUAAACGGGUAUCGAAAAGCUUGAAUCCAGUAUCGUCUUGUUUACGAUUCGCUCGACUAUCUACCAAUAAUUGCUACACCGUCACAAACAAUUUUGACAGUUCUUAUUUGAUUGCAUUAGGAUGACGUGGAGUUGGAAAUAUCAUGAUUAAGCGGAGUUCUUUUCCGAUGCGACGAAUCCCGAUUGUCGGUCAUUCAAACUCUGUAACUGCGACUUCCAAUUAUAACUGUAGUGUUUUAUAAUUCUGCAAGAAAUCGGCAAGUAUCAUAAAUGUAUCAUACAGACUGUAGGUGAAAGAAGUACGUCACCUAAAAAUCAGUUUUCCGGUAUUACUUACUGACUGCAUGCAGAUUCAGCUGCUACGACCAAUUCCAAUGUAUCAAAGGAUGUAUUUAAUUUACAUUACAUUUGGUCGAUGUGCUGCGUUUAAGUAUCGCUCCAUUUGCCCCGAUAAAUAUUUAGGGUGACCCACUAGGCUUACACGUAUACUGAUAUGUGUCGAAACCUCAUGUAAAACGACCUGCUGCCUCAUGUAACUACGCUACAUACCAUAAUAGUUAAUAGGAAAAACGUAUAAUAUUAUACUAUAGUAUUUUUGUAAAAGUAUAAGAAAAAGUCUAUCAUAUACAUAUAUACAUAUAUCUUAAGUAAAUAUGUAGGGUAGUUCGAUUGGAAAACUUGUUUUACAUAUCACUAAAAUCCUACCUAUAGGAUGUCUCUCAAACCCAAUUUUGAAAUCGCAUUUCUGAAAUUUCUCCUCAAAAUACUUCCCCAGGAUCAACGUGAUAUUGUAGAAUUCAGCUUAUUUCGACAAGUGGCAAUAAUUUUGAAAAAUAAUAAUGUCUUUUCCACGUUGUUUAAAUAAGACAAUCUCAAAUUUCGAGAGCGGUUUUUUAAAAUUGGACUUAAACGACGUUUUACCGACUUUUUGUUUUUUCUUUGUGCCACAAGUUUUUCAAACGGCCGGCGAGAAGAGAACGUUUCGUCUGGACUUAGCACCCUAUAAAUAUAAUUAUGUAACGCGUAUACGUAGAAUAAGCUUACCAUAUACAUGUGUUAACAUAGAAAAGUUGUAUAUAUUCAAGUUAUACAAAGAAUGGAGAAAAAAGAAAUCAUCCGUGCAUCACAAACCACGACGAAAUUGCUAGGAUUUGAGAAAUCAAAUAAUUAGUCGAGGGCCGGGCAAAAUGGGGUUUGAGGGGGCAAAAUGGGGUACUCUUAAAAUCUUAUAAAAAAAUGUUGUUUUUCAAAAUGUUUCUUAAAUAGGCAAAAAUGACUUCAAAAAAAAUUAUUGAGCAUUAUUUUGAAUCUUCAAAAACGUUCGAAAAAUUUUUCUUUCCCCCGACAUCUGACAAUUAUUUUUAUUUCCUUUGCGUACAAUUAGAAAACAAAAAUUUUAUUUAGCGUAUUUGAAUGCUCGAAAACUAAGUAUUUCCUUAAGUACCAAGUUUUGCUCUCCCACCCCCUCCCCUACAUUCCAAACGUAUUUAUUGUAGUCAAUUAUAUGAAAAGGAAAAAGAAAAAAUGAAACUAACGCAAAACACGCGCUAAUCCUCGAAUAUAUAUAUUCUUUCAGCACGUAUACCUAAACUAGCCUAAAUUUACAUAAAUUUAUGUGAUAAACAAAUACGUAGGUAUAUAACAUGUAUGUAGUUAUUAAGAGCAUCGACUCGCAGAAUAGCCUUGACGCCAUCCAACAACCAACCAUACUAACGAGGCGUGAAAAGCGCAUGGAUAGGUGUGUGGAAAAGCGUACGUGUGAUGUUUCACGGCCAGCUGUAACGUUUUUGAAUCUCGAAUUGUACAUACGUGUAACGUAAUUAUGCGGCUUAUUCGAUGCAUGAAGAACAUUAUUCCAUUUUUUUGUUACAUGGCAAAGGAGACACUCCAUUUAGUUCUAUUGUUGGAACUGUUAGGUCAAAGUUGUUCUGUGUAUGAUGUCAUUUUAUUUUUAGGUCGUUACUUGUUCACCAAUUCAUCCUUAUGGUCUAAUUCACAUCUAACAGUUCUAACUUCAUUACGGUUUCACCCUUGGUACAGAAGACACGAGUCAAAUGUUAAUGUUCACACCCUUUAUGUUACAUCUACACUCAAACAAUUGCUUAGAAAUCCGAUUAGAUGAAGGAAUUAGUUUGCUGUUUCACCGGAGCAAAAAUUUACACCGUAAUUAUAUAUUUUGUGAUUACUUACAUUCUAUAGAGCAAUUACGAGACGUUCUUUACACAUAAAUUUUACUUUGAUUACGCGGUUUCUCAUGAUUUCGAAAAUUCGAUAUCAUUUCUUAAGAUUGCAAAGAGAUUCUUGCAAUUCUAAGUGAUUUCUUAUAAGCAACAAUGAUUAACUCUAUGAUCACUGAUGUAGAAUUUUACUUCAAUAUUACUGAUUUCAGUGUCAUUUCGGAGAUUACGAAAUCAUUUCGAAUGAUAAUAACAUCUCAAUUGCUUCGGUGAAAUACACCUCGGAUUAAAUCCAACGAGUAAAAACUUAUCGGAAUCAACUUUGUCAUAUGAAUCGAAAAAGUUAUUUAAUCAUCCGGGAUUAAAUUGAUUGGCGACUCUUUUAUUUCCGCUACUGUGAUUCGCACUGCUUGUUGUCCGGGUAUUAAAUUUCUCAUGGAUGAUGAAUGUGCUCUUGAAUAAUUCAUUCAAGACCUUUGCGUGUAUUUUCACAACUGUACACCAUGCCAGUCAGCUGCAUACACAUGCAUCGACUAUACGUACCUUAUGUUAAACAGAAGCUGGCCACGCAGCGUACAAAUGAUGCGUAUGAAGAAUAAUUAAUUUGCAAGGUACUUGUGCGUAUACUACGUACUACAUCAAAUAUCGUAUGUAUGAGUGAAAAAAAAAUGGCAAGGCUUCACCAUAUACGCAAAUGGACAGGUGACUUCAUCGGACAUGCCGCAGUAAAGAAUGUCGAACACGAGGACGAUCUGAACAUUCGAUACCUACACUAAUAAUAAGUAUAAUGGAAUCAGUCAGGUAUGAAAUUGCAGUGCUGUGCACGUGCAAAGUGUAAUAAUAAUAAUAAUCAUCCGGAGUCACUGAUGAUCCGUUGUACCUGAUAAUCGAUGGUCGUUUGCAAAAUCUUUUAAUGUAGAUUUAGAUCUUCUGAUGUAGAUAUUAUAAUUAAACAAUUACCAAUU
Diprion similis is the source of this 4813-nucleotide messenger RNA. RefSeq names its product protein yellow-like. The transcript has a single exon. NCBI's taxonomy places the organism in Eukaryota, Metazoa, Arthropoda, Insecta, Hymenoptera, Diprionidae. The record is from RefSeq and is a predicted model, not a curated record. Gene Ontology annotation, cellular component: extracellular region. The coding region runs from base 137 to 1438 and encodes 433 amino acids.